ACCCUCCCUCUCAACAAAGCAACACAAGUGCUAAGACCCCAAUCAUGUCAUCGUCCCUCUCAUUUCUUGCAACCACAGCCUCUCCCUUCCACCACCACCAUUCCCGCCACCCCCGAAAAGCUUCUCGAGCACCCACUCACUUUUCUCCCUCGGCCUCUGGCCCUAGUACUAAUGCUACUAAUAAUAAAGCAUUUGAUAAUGGUGGUGAUAAAGAAUCCAUUCUGAGGUUAGACAGAAGAAAUGUUCUCCUUGGCACAUUGGGAGGUCUGUGUGGUGCUGCCACCCUCGGCCGCAAGAAUACCGCCUUCGCUGCUCCGUUACAACCACCAGACCUAUCCAAGUGCCAAACCGCCAAUGCUGGAUCAGAAGAGGACCCGUUACCGGUUGAGUGUUGCCCGCCUUACACCGACAACAGCAAGAUCGUCGAUUACAAGUUUCCGUCCCCUUCCACGCCACUGCGCAUUCGGAAACCCGCACACCUGUUGAAUGCUGAUGACCUGGCCAAGUACAAGGAAGCCUAUAGACUUAUGAAAGCUCUCGACCCAUCGGACCCUUGGAGCUUUGAGCAGCAGGCCAGGGUGCACUGCCAGUACUGCAAUGGCGCGUACGACCAGGUGGGGUUCGACGUCCCGGUAAAUGUCCACUUCAACUGGAUAUUCGAGCCGUGGCACCGUUACUACCUCCACUUUCAUGAGAGGAUUCUCGGGAAACUGAUCGGUGACGAGACAUUAGCCCUCCCGUUCUGGAACUGGGACUCACCGGACGGAAUGACGAUCCCGAGCAUUUUUAAUGACACGAAGUCACCGCUCUACAACGAGAAGCGAAACCAGAAUAACCUAACGAAGGUGAUGGACUACCACUACAGCACCCAAAACUAUGAGGACAAGUACACAGAAGAGGAGCUGAAGUUGAAAAACCUGUAUGAGAUGAACACGACAUACAGGGAGUCUCUGCCGCUGCCAGAGCUGUUCCAUGGAGAUCCAGUCAGGGCGGGCGAGGAGGCCUCCAUCGGAAAGACGAUGGGGCGGAUUGAGGCGAUUCAUAACGCGGGACACUCGUUUGUGGGAAUGGCAAAGGCACCGUAUCGGGACAUGGGCAACUUGGCCUCGUCGGGUUACGACCCGCUAUUCUACUGCCACCAUUCGAAUGUGGACCGGAUGUGGCACAUCUACAGGCAGAUGCGAGGAAACAAGGUCGACUUCAACGAUAACGACUGGCUCAAAUCGUCGUUCGUCUUCUACGACGAGAAUAGACAGUUGGUGAGAGUUCAGGUGGAAGACUGUCUCAAUCCGCAGAAACUCCGUUACACCUAUCAAGAAGUGGAACUUCCAUGGGCUGAUCGUAACAUGAUCAAGAAAAAGCUGGUGAAGACCAAGUCGGGUGUCAAACCAAGAUCUACGACCUCGUUGGUCCAGGUAUCCGAGUUCGGACCCGACCCAAGACCCCUGGAUUCGACCAUCCGGGCCCUUGUGCAGAGGCCCAAGAAGUCCCGAACCAAGAGCGAGAAAGACGAUGAGGUGGAGGUCCUCGUGAUCGACGGCAUAGAGCUCCCUCCCAAUGGGCCCAUCUCGUUUGAGGUGUAUGUAGCAGCGCCUUCUGGAGGGGAUUUUGUGGGACCUGAUCUAGGAGAGUCGGCAGGGAGGUUUUCGAAACUGCCCCACACCCACAUUCAUAAAAAGGGUAAUGCGGAGAAAAAGAAAUGCAGCCUCAAGUUGGGGAUAUCCAAGUUGUUGGAGGAAAUUGAUGCUGAAGGCUCGGAGAAGGUGGUCGUGAGCUUGGUCCCAAAAGACGGGGAAGUCACCAUUGGUGGGAUCCACAUUGAUCUUAUCAAGACCGAUUGGAGGGCUUAGAUAAGAGUAAUUGCGACCGUAGUGAGAGUGGGGCCCACCAUAUCACUCCCACUUUCCUUUGAUUUAUAUCAUUAUGAUAAGAUUCUUUGACUUAGGGUCCAUGAAUCAGUGAUUUGGAUUGGCUCAUUCGGUCUUGAGUCGAGUUGCAAGUUGGCCAAGCAUCAGUAGUCGCCCUUUAAUUUCAAUCAUGAACGGUAGCAGUGAUCAACAGGAUGGAAGUUGACCGAGUUCAAGCUGAUUCCGACGAGUCGACAAUCCCUGGUUGAUAUUAUGAUCUGUUUUUCCUAGGGUUGUGUAGGUGUGUAUGUGUACGUUUAUGAGACCACCACAGUAUGAUGUGUAUUUAUGUAUACAUUUACGAAUGGUAAAUAAUAUUGGAUGAGCCCGUGUGAUGUGCGUUUCUCCU
Messenger RNA from Magnolia sinica, 2256 nucleotides. RefSeq names its product polyphenol oxidase, chloroplastic-like. The record is from RefSeq and is a predicted model, not a curated record. Gene Ontology annotation, biological process: pigment biosynthetic process. NCBI's taxonomy places the organism in Eukaryota, Viridiplantae, Streptophyta, Magnoliopsida, Magnoliales, Magnoliaceae. The coding region runs from base 45 to 1850 and encodes 601 amino acids. Gene Ontology annotation, molecular function: catechol oxidase activity. The transcript has 2 exons.